UACAUUUAGGUUCGUUUUGUUUAGGUUUGUUCUGAUGGUGGCACUACAGGAAAGGUGAUGGGCUCAUUAAAUUGCAGUGGGACGGUGAAAAUCAUAGCAGUCUGCCUGUUCGAUUGUGAGAUUUUGACAAAAGGUCAGGGGGUCAUUGAAAUCUUCCUCUGAAUAGCAUUAAUAUCCAUGCCAGUUUACAUGGCAGGCUGGCCUUUAGUCAAUCUUUUUUCCUGUGAAUUAACUGACAGUUUGACUGAUUUGCUUUAUUUAGGCCUCGUCAUUAGAGGGGCAGAAAUAACGUGUGACCAUCUGCUUUGAAUUCAUAAUAAUCAACAAGCGUAAUGGUCUACAGUCACGCCUGUGGCUCUGUGAGGCUGCACAGUGGUGCUUUGAGUCAAAUGCUAACAUUAGCAUUCAAACAUGCUCACAAUAUUAACAUGCUGAUGAUGCAGCACAGUUGAGGAUUGUGGCAUUGUCAUGAGCUUUUCAGGCAUUUUUUAUUAAAAAAUGUACCAAAGCUUUUGAGACAUUUUGUACCAAUUAGCCUAAAUAAGUGAGAACUAUGGCACGUGAUGGCACCAGAGGACAGUCAGGGAAUCACCAAAGUCAAUAGGAUUGAUCCUGCUGCAACCAUGAAUGCCUUUUCAAAAGUUCAUUCCAUCCCAUCGAACAAAGUGGAACAUCCCUAAAGCCACGAUGUUAGCUCAUGAAAAUAAUCUCAUGUGACCAAACUCAACAUGUACAGUACUAUUAAUGAAAGGUUCACCUGUCCUGUCAUGCUGGAACAUUUCUAGCGAUCUGCAGGAGCACGAGGUCAUGUCUGAGUGCUGGGUGGAGCCCUGCGGUGCCGCCCAGGCAGAGGAGACCAGACUGCAGAAGCAACAAGAGGAAGAGGCAGAGAAGGAGGGAAUGGAGGUUCCCUGUGGGGACACCCAGCCUUCAGGAAACCUGAGGCAAGAGGAGGAGCCCGGAGGAGAACGGCCUCCGUCACCUGACCAUAGUGGCAUGCAGGAAGUGACAUCAGAAGGUGGACUGGAGCAGGUCCGGAGGGUGGAGACGCAGACUCAGGAAAGGAGAGAGAGGUUUUCCCAUAUGACUGUCAAGCAGGACAGCUGGGACAGAGGGUCAGUGUCAGGUGGCUGCCUGGUGCAGCGAUGCCUCCGGAGGUCCUUUCCCAGGGGCUCGUCGACCUGCUCCCACCCAGGCAGGGACAGGCAGCGGCAGGCUGAGGACCCCCGGGGGCCUGGGCCUUUCUACUUCUUUGGAGGAGCCAAUGGGGCUGAAAUAGUGAGCAGGUACUGUGAGAGCAGGGGAUGGAAGAGGAUUUACAACAAGCACAGGGAGGAUUUCAAACUCAAGUGGUGCGAGACCAAAUCACCAGCCAACUACUGUCACUUCAGAGAAGGUGAACAGUUGGUGUACCAGAUUCCCAACAACAAGGUCCUCACCACGAAGAUCGGCCUCCUCAGCAGCCUGCGGGAGUACGAGCGAGUCAGCAGCAAAGUGAAGCACGGCGGAGGACUGAGGAGGCUGAAGAUGGAAGAGUUCAUUCCCACUACCUUCCGCAUGGAUGUGAGGGAAGAGAGGGAGGCUUUCUUUGCCCAGCAGGAGGGCGUGAGCAACAAGGAGACUCAUAUGUGGAUCUGUAAGCCGACGGGUCUGAACCAGGGCAGAGGGAUCUUUCUGCUGAAGGGCGGGGAGGACGUAGCUGCCCUCCGACUGAAGCUGCAGCACAUGGACGACAGCCGGGCCAGCAGGAUGAUGCACCAGCGCCAGCCUCAGGCUCGCAUUGUCCAGCACUACAUCCAGAGUCCGCUGCUCCUCAAGGGGAAAAAGUUCGACGUACGCUCGUACCUUCUGAUCGCCUGCACCGCACCGUACAUGGUCUUCUUUCGCCACGGAUAUGUGCGGCUGACGUGCGACCUCUACGACCCCAGCUCCAACAACCUCUCCGCUCACCUGACCAAUCAGUACAUGCAGAAGAAGAACCCUCUGUACAGCCGGCUGAAAGAGGACACUGUGUGGUCCAUGGAGAGCUUCAACACAUACGUCAACGACAGGUUUCGGGUUGCCAAGGGUCUGCCCAGGGACUGGGUGCUGGGCGCCUUUGCAAAACGCAUGCAGCGGAUCACGACACAGUGUUUCUUCGCAGUCAAGUCCAAGCUAGUCUGCCGGCUGGGCUUCUUUGACUUGAUUGGCUGCGACUUCAUGGUUGACGAGGACUUCGGGGUGUGGCUGCUGGAGAUGAACUGUAAUCCAGCUCUCCAUACGAACUGUGAGGUGCUGAAGGAGGUCAUACCGAGCACUGUCGUGGAGACGCUGGAUUUAACUCUGGAGAUCUUCAACAAGUGUCGCCUCAGGCGGAGGAUUCUUCCUCUGGCCAGUCAGAGGGAGUUUGUGCUGCUGUACAGUGGAGUUUAUCCUCCUGAUUCGGUGCUGGCCUGCAGCAAGAGCAACACGAACAGUGAAUGCGACCAGAGAAGCACCAAAGAGACUGAACCCAGAAGAUGUAAGUCAGGAACGGAUGGCAAAACUGCGUCCCCAGCAUCCUCUGAUAGUUCUGUGAAUGUCUCAGCGACCAGUGAAGGAAGGGGUGGCUCAAAAUCCUGCCACCGUCCCGCUACCUCCGCCCCCACCUCAACUCUCCAUCAAAGCUCUCCGUUAGUGCAGACUGUCAGGAAUAAGACCUCCAGGCCUCGGGUCGAACUCAAGCUGAGCAAAUGUACUCUGCGUCAUCAUUUGAAGGCUGCGGAUGACGCGCAGGGCUCUGAGGCUCGGCAGAAGACGAGGAUCAUCAUGUUGCUGUCUUCAUCAGCGCUGGGCGAGGGGAUGUCGUCACCGCUCGCCCCUCAUGCUGCGCCUCGUGUGUGUGGGAGCGAACAGAGAGGAGAGGACCCCGGUGAGGAGGAGCUCAGAGAAGGCAUAAAGAGCUGAGUUUAUGAGACUAAAGAGGAACUGUGACACAUUAUAUGCGAACAGCUGGGGUCUAAAGAGCUUUAUCUCAAAAAAGAUCCACACUUUGGACAUGCGGCGCUGUUUCAGAAAUGUGAUGUGACAAUAAAGAAUCUA
Chelmon rostratus (copperband butterflyfish) is the source of this 3060-nucleotide messenger RNA. RefSeq names its product tubulin tyrosine ligase-like family, member 10 (gene ttll10). NCBI's taxonomy places the organism in Eukaryota, Metazoa, Chordata, Actinopteri, Chaetodontiformes, Chaetodontidae. The record is from RefSeq and is a predicted model, not a curated record. The coding region runs from base 745 to 2925 and encodes 726 amino acids. The transcript has 11 exons. Gene Ontology annotation, biological process: protein modification process.